Molecule: messenger RNA, 1866 nt
Organism: Brassica napus (rape)
Lineage: Eukaryota; Viridiplantae; Streptophyta; Magnoliopsida; Brassicales; Brassicaceae
Exons: 4
Coding region: 1159-1866 (235 amino acids)
Source: RefSeq, a predicted model, not a curated record
ACCAAUAUUCUAUUGGUUAUGUGUGAAAACGAAAUGGGCCAUUGGGCCAAUCAUCUAAUAAGCCUUUGAGGCAUGAUGAUUAAUGAAGGAAGUAGAGAAAGUCCCACAUCGGGGAGAACUGGAAGAGAUGAGGAGUAUAUAUAUGUACUCACUCUAACUCUUGUUCAAAUGGCGCACAUGAGAGGAUAGGCUCGCCCCCCACGCGCGCGCCGCCGCCGCCGUCCGGCCGGCUCGGCGUGGGCGUGGGUGUCGGGCCAUAAGAAUUAUUCUUUUUGGACCAAGUUAAGCUCAACGCUUUGCCAUUUUAUUUCUAAAAAACAGCAUGACAUUUGUGUAAGACGAAGUUUAUCUGUUCGAAAUGGAUCAGAACGAGAUAAGAGAGAGUCUUGAGGAAGAAGUUUCGGAACUCAACUUCCCUCGAUCUCCGCGAGAUUCUCGCCCACGUGCAGCAGCUGUUGCGGAAAGUGGGUCUUCUCCGGCUCUUUAAAUAUCGUCUCUCCUCUUCCUUCAUUUCUAAAUUUUUUCGAAAUCAAAAUCCAACAGCAAAAAUCCCUCUGCGUAAGUCUAUAUUGCGAGAGUGUUUCGUAGAGUUUAUAGUUCGAUAGGGCGAUCACGAGUGAGGCGUGAUUCGUCUGCCAUGGUUGUAUCCUGGAACUCUAUAUUCGUACAGUCCCGUCUUACUAACGGAGCGAAUAUUUUGAGUUAAGGAAAGAGAUCAUAUCUCGACUCCAUGUCUCUUAGCGAAUAUGAUUUCUUAUCGUUCUUGUAUUCGUUUUUUAUAUUCGUUUAAUUUCCUUAACAUCGCUUUUAUUUUAUCGUUUUUGCCAGUCCGGUUUGCCGGCUUCUACAAUUAUUGCAGACUUGCAGUGUCUUCUAUGGAGUUUAUUUUUUAGCUUCUUUUGUUUUACAUCUCGACCUUUCUAAAAGUUUGUUUUACAUUCAGUUACACGACAAGUUCGUUUAUGAAAUCUCCAUGAACCGGAGUGGUUUUCUAUAAACCGAACAAUAUUAAAACAUUAAUAAAACUCAAGAUUGCGAACCGGAAUUGAACGCUAAACCGAAAGUGUUGCCUACUAUAUAAAGUACACGAGAAGAUAGAGAGAGGGAGAAUCUGUUAUUAGCAUCUUUACGCUUUCGAGAUACGUAACUACGAAGAGGAUGAUGAUGUUUCUGCAGCUUCUUACUCCGAUCCUGUUGCUCCCUCUCUUGAUCCCGUCUUCCUCUGGUGAAGCAGUUAACUCAAGUGAGAACGCACUACAUCUAAACCUUUGUAAUGCGUUCCAUGGCAACACUUGUUGCUCUUCUUCGUUAGCUCUCCAGAACCUAGCUACUCACGGAGAAGCUUCUAAAGAUUGCUUGUACUUGUUUGAGCUUUUGGAAUGUUCAAUCUGUCAUCCAGAUGUUGGGGGUCCUCUUCGCAUUUGUGCCUCGUUCUGUGACAGUGUCUUUAAGGCUUGCUCUGAUGCUUACUUUAGUACUAGUGAUUCCACUAAUCAGGUUAUAGUACCGUGUGGAGCAAGAAAUGGUACCUACAUCUGUGAGAAAGCUUCAAAGUUGGAGACUAACGGCACAUCAUUCUGUGAAGCAGUGGGGUUCUCUGUUCAAGCAGGUGAUGAUUCUGUAGAAGUGCCUUGUUACGGAAGCAAGAGAGUUUUGGUGACAGUGGUGGAGUCAUUUAAAAAGACUGUGCGGCUUCAAGAUGUUAAGAACAAGGUGGUGAUGAUUAAUCUGCAGAUGUGUUGGAGUGCAUCAGUUCUUGCACUAACAAUAACGCUCGUGAACAUGUUGGUUUACCAGCAGGAGAGGGAUGAGAGAAGAUUGAGAAGAAGGAAUAGGAAUAGGAAUAGGAAUAGAAGAAGAUUCUAA